AUGGCAGUGAUGGCCAGAAAUAUUCAGGGCCCCUGGGUCAUUGGCGGAGACUUCAAUACAGUUGUUGCGACGGCAAAAAGGAGUAGAAGGAAUCAGGAUCUUGGCAGUGCUAGGGAUUUCGUAGAAGCCAUUGAUAAUGCUGGCCUGCUUGAUGCAGGGUUUUCUGGGAGUUGCUUUACCUGGUGCAACAAUCAGCAGGGCCCAGCAAGGGUUUGGGCUAGGCUGGAUAGGGUUCUUACAAACGGCCUAUGGAACUCAUCCUUCCCUAACUUCCAUGUGGAACAUCUUCCCCGUUCUAAUUCUGAUCAUGCACCUCUCCUGUUGGUUCUUUUAAAUCAGAAUUUUGUGGGACCUAAGCCAUUUUGUUUCCAGCGGAUGUGGCUUCAACAUGAAUCCUUCCAGCAAGUCAUAAAAACGGCCUGGGAAUCUGAAACUACGCUGGACCCCAUGGUGAACAUUUUGGUGAAGCUUCGUAAGGUCAAGAUUUCCCUCAAAAUCUGGAAUAAGGAGGUGUUCGGUGAUAUCUUUAUGCAAAUUAAAGAGUGGAGCAUGGAAUCCAAGAUAUUGAGGGAGAUCGUCUGGGUCUUUAUGACACCCCUGGUGAGGAAAGGCAGGCUCAUAUGCAUCUCAGUGAGGAGGUUGCUGAUCAAGUCUAUAGAGCUCGAUUCAGGGAGGAUUGUUAAAUCCCAAGAUCUUAUCAAAGUGGAGGUCGUGAGGUUCUUCCACAUGCUCUUUUCAGCUUGGGAGGUUGACCUGGAGGAGGAUCUCUUAUCGAAUAUUCCCGAGUUGGUGACGGUGGAGGACAAUUCCCAUCUCCUGGAUGUCCCUUCCCUCCAGGAAGUUAAGCAGGCUAUUCUGGACCUCCCUUCGAAUGGUGCGCCUAGCCCUGAUGGAUUUUCUAGGGCCUUCUUCGCAGGUUGUUGGGACAUUAUUGGUCGGGACCUCCUAAAGGUAGCAUCGUCCAUCUUCCAAGGUGGCUCCAUCCCGAGAGCCUUCACGGCUUCGCUCAUUUGUCUUCUUCUCAAAUGCUCAGCCCCCAAGAAAUUUUCUGAUUUAGACCCAUCAGUUUAUGCAACAAUGUCUACAAAAUUUUUGCUAAAAUCAUCUUGA
Magnolia sinica is the source of this 1110-nucleotide messenger RNA. RefSeq lists its product as uncharacterized. Lineage: Eukaryota; Viridiplantae; Streptophyta; Magnoliopsida; Magnoliales; Magnoliaceae. The transcript is spliced from 2 exons. The record is from RefSeq and is a predicted model, not a curated record. Bases 1 to 1110 code for a protein of 369 amino acids.